Molecule: messenger RNA, 2112 nt
Organism: Knipowitschia caucasica
Lineage: Eukaryota; Metazoa; Chordata; Actinopteri; Gobiiformes; Gobiidae
Source: the annotation of a GenBank genome assembly
AUGAGUUCCAGCUUGAUAAACUCUUUGGCAAAGGUGUAUGACCCAAACCCGUUGCAGAAGUUUGGGGCAAGGAAGCUGUCUCUUAGCAGCUCUGACAAGCCCCAAGCCCCUGCUCCUUCUGCGUCUUCAUCCCCUGUUUUGAAUGACCCGCUGCGCUGUGUGGAAAGCCGCAUGGACUCCUUAAGUUCUCAGAUGGAACGUCUCCUCAACAUGCAGCAAACCGUCCUGAUCAGGCUUGAUGACUUGUCCCAGGACGUGCAGGGAAUGGGCCGGGACUUGGCUCUGAUGAGGGAUGACAAGGGGGGCAAGGUUGGGAGUCGCCGCAGCUCGGGGGUGGAGGCGGCGUACCAUGAACUGCGCAUAGCCGUGGAGAGGACUGGGGACAGGGUGGACAGCCAGGGCCAAAGGCUGGAGACCGUGGAGACGAUUGUAGAGGGGACGCACCAGGUCAUCAGCUACAUCGGGGAAGUGGUCAAGAGCUCCCGGCUGGUGGAGCUGCUCUUUAAACAGCCGAGGAGAGGGGGCAAGAGGAAGGUAAAAGAUGCCAAGUCGAAAGAGGAGAAAGACAAAGCCAAAGUGAACGUGAAGGGCGCAAAAGUUCAGAAGAAGAGGAAACCCCUCGACAGAUCCGAUUCCUCCACCUCGAAUGAACCAGUUCUACCUGAAAAUGUGGAGAAUCUGAACCGGCAGAACGAGACCCAACGGGACGAUGAGCAGAAGUUGAUCCUCACUGCUACAGACGCGGCCCCCGCCCCGGCCCCCGUCCCGUCAGAAGAGAAACGGAAAAGCCGAGAGAAAGAGAAAGAGGAAGAGGAGUCUGCACUUGAGUCUGAGGCUGGGGAGGAGAAACUCAAACAGAAAACGCAGGGUCUCUCUCAGCAGGAUCAUGCAGCAAAGGAUGAUGGGAAAUCUGAAGAAGACAUUCCGGCUCAGAUCUGCACCACCACUGCACCGGCGUCCCCAGAAAGUAAUGAAGAUGUCGGUGAUGGGGCCUCGAGUAGCAAGAGGCGUGGCACAGAGGACGACCUGGUGAAGGACGAUUUAAAGAAGAGCCGAGUUGAAGACCACAACCAGGUGGAAGCAAGUGAAGAACCAGAGCAGCAGGCUUCCUCGUCCGAACAAGACAAAUCAGAAACAGAGGAGGACAAAACAGAAGAGGAGAAAGAAAAAGACUUUAACAUUGAUUUUAGUCCACCCCCAUCAGCUCCUUUUGACCACCGCAUUGUGACACCGAAGCCACACCAAAUUGCCACUUACUACACAAUCAACAGAGAGGAGGUGCUCGGGGGAGGUCGUUUUGGACAAGUGCACAAGUGCACCGAGAAUUCCUCUGGUCUGACGUUGGCAGCAAAGAUCAUCAAAGCCAGAAGCCAAAAAGAGAAGGAAGUGGUGAGGAAUGAGAUCCAGGUAAUGAACCAGCUCAACCAUGCUAAUCUCAUCCAGCUGUACGCUGCGUUCGAGUCCCGCCAUGACAUCAUCCUGGUCAUGGAGUAUGUUGAAGGAGGAGAGCUGUUUGACAGAAUCAUCGAUGAGAAUUAUAAUCUCACUGAACUGGACACGGUGCUGUUCAUCCGACAGAUCUGUGAAGGUCUGCAGCACAUGCACAAGAUGUACAUUCUGCACCUGGACCUCAAGCCAGAAAAUAUUCUUUGUGUUAGCAGAGUCACAAACAAAAUCAAAAUCAUUGACUUUGGCCUCGCACGAAGGUACAAGCCCAGAGAGAAGCUGAGGGUGAACUUUGGGACCCCUGAGUUUCUGGCGCCUGAAGUCAUUAACUAUGAGUUUGUUUCAUUCCCGACUGAUAUGUGGAGUCUCGGCGUCAUCACCUACAUGCUACUCAGUGGCUUAUCUCCGUUCUUGGGCGACGAUGACAAUGAGACGCUGAACAAUAUCUUGGCGUGUCAGUGGAACUUCGAGGAAGAGGAGUUCACAGAUGUCUCAGACGAGGCCAAAGACUUCAUCACUCGUUUGUUGGUGAAAAGCAAGAGCUGGAGGAUGAGUGCCACAGAGUCCCUCAAACAUCCCUGGCUCUCCAACCCUGAUCUGCACUUUAAACUCGACCAGAAGAAAACAAAGUGCCACUCGACACACGCGCCUCCACCCGAGAGCUAG